AUGUCCUCAUCAGUCAGCGUCAACCACCUAAGGUCACUCAUCAUGCCGUUACCAACAGAGGAGGUGCUGCCGAAGAAGCUGAGGAUCAAGCAACAACCAAUGAAGGUGACCGUGGAGAGCGCCGGUGCACACGCCACGAGAACCGCGCCCUUCCUCGUCUACCCAAGCUCGCACGUCGUCGUCAGUCGUCACGGCGCUAUCGCCAACGCCACGAGACCCGCACGGCCGCACCCCUCCUCGCCAGAGCAGCCCCAGCAGCAGCCAACACCACGAGCCCCGCGCCCCUCCUCGCCGGAGCAGCUCCGGCCGCAGCCGCAGCCAAAGCGACGAGCCCCGCGCCCUUCCUCGCCGGAGCAGCCCCGGCCGCAGCCAACGCCACGAGCACCGCGCCCCUCCUCGCGGCAGCAGCCUCCCCCUUCCGGCCUUGCCCUCCCCGCGGCCGACGAUACAGGUGGUGGCUGCUUAGAUCUGGAGUGUGAGGAAGGAGUUGGUCUCCCGAUGGAUGAGGAAACUCCUAGGUGCGGGUCCGGGAUGUGA
This is a messenger RNA of Lolium perenne, 537 nucleotides long. The record is from RefSeq and is a predicted model, not a curated record. NCBI's taxonomy places the organism in Eukaryota, Viridiplantae, Streptophyta, Magnoliopsida, Poales, Poaceae.